AUGGAAGCAGUGCUUUCUCUCGCCGUGUUCUGCGUUGCACUGGCCGUGGCCAUCGCCGGUCUGCUGCACCACGGCGGAGGCUUAGGCCUCGGUCAUGGAGGAUUUGGCGGAGGAUUCGGUCGAGGCUUCGGCGGCUACGGCGGCGGUCUUGGCGGUUUUGGCGGUUUUGGCGGUGGUUUGGGGCACGGAUACGGAGGCGGCUACGGAGGAAGUUACGGCGGAUCUUACGGUGGAAGCUACGGUGGAUCUUACGGCGGCCGCUACGGUGGAUUCGUAGGCGGCUUCUACGGCUAA
Ixodes scapularis (black-legged tick) is the source of this 294-nucleotide messenger RNA. RefSeq names its product acanthoscurrin-1-like. The coding region runs from base 1 to 294 and encodes 97 amino acids. The record is from RefSeq and is a predicted model, not a curated record. Lineage: Eukaryota; Metazoa; Arthropoda; Arachnida; Ixodida; Ixodidae. The transcript has 2 exons.